This is a messenger RNA of Spinacia oleracea (spinach), 4350 nucleotides long. RefSeq names its product probable leucine-rich repeat receptor-like protein kinase At5g63930. Gene Ontology annotation, molecular function: ATP binding; protein binding; protein kinase activity. The coding region runs from base 789 to 4088 and encodes 1099 amino acids. Gene Ontology annotation, biological process: protein phosphorylation. The record is from RefSeq and is a predicted model, not a curated record. Lineage: Eukaryota; Viridiplantae; Streptophyta; Magnoliopsida; Caryophyllales; Amaranthaceae. The transcript is spliced from 2 exons.
UUCUAUUUUUCUCAGCUAUCUUUUAAGCACUAAAAAAGAGGGAGAGAAACUGCUGAUAGAGAAGCGAGAAGGCCAAAUAGAGAGAUAAAGCAUGCUUUGUCGGCCAUUAAAGCUUCAUCUAAGACCUCUCAUCCAUUCCCUUCGAUUUUUUCUUAUGACCCGGAUUUCAUUUCAUUUCAUUUUGUUUUAUCUUUAUAUUUUUAGGUGGGAUCACACAAUAUAAAUUCCUCAUUCAUUGCAUUUUGAGUGUUCUUUUUGCUUCAAAAAGGUUACUAGUUUUAUGGUUAACCUUCACCUUGGAAAAAGAAGAAGCAAAAAAAUACCCAUAUUAUUAAUACGAAGUAUUAUUUUUCCAUAUCUUUUUCUCUUUUUCAGCUCUAAUUUUGCCUUUUUUCCCAUCAAUAUAUGAUCCCCACAAAUCUUGUGAAAAAGCUCAACUUGGGUUUUUGUGUAUGCUAAAUGGGUUGGAAUUGUUACUUUGAUUGUAUUUUCCCUCCUUAUAGAAGCUCUCACUCAUGGUGGUUUUGUUGCCUCUCAUACUUCUUCUUUACAAAUAAUGACCUUAGAGGUAUGCUUGUAGCCUUCUCUUGAUUCUUUCCUGUAUCCAGUUUUUGGGGUUUUGAAGUUUUCGAAAAACCUGAGCUUUAUUGCACCCAUUGUUGCCUGUCAUCUUGUGAUUUUGUUCGUGUGGUUGAAUUCUGUCAUUCUUAAUAAUUUUGUAUCAGGGUUAUGCUAGGCUGCAAUAAGGUAUAGGAAUUGUAAGUUUAUUCAAUAAAGGGGGUUUUAGAAUGCCAAUGCUUUGGGGAUUUGCCAUUAUUGUUAUUGUUGGCCAAGUAAUAUGCUUGUGUGAAGGGCUGAAUUCCGAGGGAUUUUGUCUCCUAGAGCUUAGAAAUGGACUUGAUGAUAAGUACAAUAAUUUGAGUAACUGGAACCAUAGUGAUCAAACACCCUGUAAAUGGAUAGGUGUGACUUGUUCCAACGAUACUUACCAGCCUAUUGUUGUAGUGUCUCUUGAUCUUACAAUGAUGAAUCUUUCGGGUUCGUUGGUACCGAGCAUUGGCUGUUUAACCCAUCUCACUUAUCUUGAUGUUUCUUUCAAUUCCUUGGGUGGGAGUAUACCAAAUGAGCUAGGGAAUUGCUCGUCGUUACAGUCGCUUUCUCUGAAUAAUAAUCAGUUUGAAGGUGUUAUUCCGACUUCAUUGGGUAGUUUGUCUUCUUUGCAAUACCUCAAUCUUUGUAAUAACCUGUUGUCUGGUCCCAUUCCGGAUGAGUUUGGAAACCUGUCGUCGCUGGUUGAAUUUGUGGCAUAUACUAACAGAAUCAGUGGACCAUUGCCUCGGUCGCUCGGGAAUCUCAAGCAGUUGCAAAAGUUUCGUGCUGGGCAAACGUCAAUCAGUGGAAGCUUGCCUGCUGAGAUUGGCAGCUGUGAAAACUUGGAAUAUCUUGGACUGGCACAAAAUCAGCUUCUUGGGAAUAUACCUAAGGAGAUUGGGAAGCUUACUAAGUUGACUGAAGUGAUUCUUUGGGGUAAUCAGCUCUCAGGUACUAUCCCAAAAGAGAUCGGGAACUGUACUAAUCUUGAGACUCUUGCUUUAUACCAGAACAAUCUUGUUGGGGAAAUCCCUGCAGAAAUUGGGAAUCUCAAGUUUCUUAAAAGAUUAUACCUUUACAGGAAUCAGCUGAAUGGAACAAUUCCAAGUGAAAUUGGGAAUCUUUCAUUAGCGACAGAAAUCGAUUUUUCUGAGAAUAUUUUGACAGGGAAGAUUCCAGCUGAUUUUGGAAACAUAAUGAAUCUGUCACUUCUCUAUCUUUUCCAGAACCAUCUUACUGGUUUUAUACCAAAUGAGUUGACGUCUUUAAGAAACUUGUCAAAGCUAGAUCUCUCAAUCAAUGAUCUGACCGGUCCUAUUCCAGUCGGCUUUCAGUACUUAACUCGAAUGAUCCAACUUCAGCUCUUUGAUAAUGCUUUUACUGGCAGCAUUCCCCGAGGGCUUGGGAUAUACAGCCCACUUUGGGUUGUUGAUUUUUCAGAAAAUUUGUUAACAGGAAGGAUCCCACCCUUUCUUUGUCGUCAUUCUAAUUUGAUAUUGUUGAAUCUUGAGUCGAACAAUCUUUAUGGGAACAUUCCAACAGGGGUUUUAAAUUGUCCGUCCUUGGUACAGCUUCGAUUAGUUCGGAAUAAGUUGACCGGGAGCUUUCCUACAGAUUUGUGCAAAUUGAAGAACCUCUCUGCCAUUGAGCUUGGACAGAACAAGUUUAGUGGUCCUAUUCCCCCAGAAGUUGGAAAUUGCGAUAAAUUGCAGCGACUUGAUCUUGCAAACAAUAAUUUUGUCUUGGGCUUGCCGAAAGAGAUUGGUAAGCUGUCUCAGUUAGUCACGUUUAACAUCUCAUCCAAUUUUCUCACAGGGAGAAUCCCUCUUGAUAUUAUUUACUGCAAGAAGCUUCAGCGUCUUGACCUUAGCUUUAAUAGUCUUGAAGGUGUUUUGCCAGCAGAACUGGGGACCCUUUUGCAGCUAGAACUUCUUAUGCUUUCAGAAAAUAAGUUUUCUGGUAACAUUCCUGCUGUACUGGGAAAUCUUACACGUUUAACUGAGUUGCAGAUGGGUGGAAACUCAUUUCUGGGUGAGAUACCAUCGUCUCUGGGAUCUCUUUCAGGUUUGCAGAUUGCUAUGAAUCUUAGCUACAAUAAUCUGUCUGGGGCGAUCCCAGCAGAGCUCGGAAAUCUCAUUCUUUUGGAAUAUCUAUACCUCAAUAACAACCACUUGACUGGUGAAAUUCCAAGCACAUUUGGAAAUCUUUCUAGCUUGUUAGGUGUAAACUUUUCAUAUAAUGAUUUAGCAGGGCGGAUACCUUCAAUAUCUUUGUUCCAGACCAUGGAAGCCAGCAGCUUUCGUGGAAAUAAAGGUCUUUGUGGCCAGCCUCUAGCUGCUGCUUGCAAUGACUCAUCAGCAUUUCAUCCGUUUUGGCCUCAAAACAAUGUUGAAUCUCCCCAAGGGAAAACAAUUACUGUAAUUGCAGCUACUGUAGGUGGUGUUUCACUCAUUCUUAUCGUUGUUAUAUUGUUCUAUAUGCGGCGCCCUGUUGAAACAGUGGCUGCUGUGGAAGAAAACGGUGAUGUUUCCUCAGUCUCAGAUAUUUACUUUCCUCCUAAGGAAGGCUUCACUUUCCAAGAUCUCAUUGUGGCAACAAACAAUUUUCGUGAUAGCUUUGUUAUUGGAAAGGGUGCUUGUGGCACAGUUUACAAGGCAGUAAUGCACACAGGGUUGAUAAUCGCUGUCAAGAAACUAGCUUCUAAUAGGGAGGGAAACAACAUUGAGAACAGCUUCCGAGCAGAGAUUUUGACACUUGGAAAGAUUAGACACAGAAAUAUAGUAAAGCUAUAUGGGUUUUGCUACAACCAGGGUUCCAAUCUGCUGCUGUAUGAGUACAUGUCAAGGGGAAGCCUAGGCGAGGUGCUUCAUGGGUCUUCAUGUAGCUUGGAUUGGCCUACUCGGUUGUCAAUUGCACUUGGUGCUGCUCAAGGAUUAGCUUAUUUGCACCAUGACUGCAAACCGAGGAUCAUUCACCGUGAUAUCAAAUCCAACAAUAUCCUUCUAGAUGAUAAGUUUGAAGCACAUGUUGGUGAUUUUGGCUUGGCAAAGGUUGUUGACAUGCCCCAGUCUAAAUCAGUGUCUGCAGUUGCUGGCUCAUAUGGAUAUAUUGCCCCUGAAUAUGCAUACACUAUGAAGGUUACAGAAAAGUGCGAUAUCUACAGCUAUGGAGUAGUUCUUUUGGAAUUGCUAACUGGAAGAACCCCUGUACAGCCGAUAGAACUGGGAGGCGACCUUGUUAAUUGGGUCAAAAAUUAUAUCCGCGCUAAUUCAUUAACGCCUGGAAUACUUGACGCUCGAUUAAAUCUACAAGACAAAGCGACCAUUGAUCAUAUGUUAACUGUCAUGAAACUGGCUUUACUCUGCACUAACAUGUCCCCUUUCGACCGUCCAUCAAUGAGGGAAGUUGUAUUGAUGUUGAUUGAAUCGAAUCAGCAAAAUGGGAAGUCAGAUUCUCGUUCGUUUCAUGAUGUACCUCUAAUGGAAAACGCAGUUUAAGCACAUACCAAUGAUGCAGUCUUGUGGCUAAUUCUUCUUUCUAAUUAAAAUUGUUAGUAGAGAUAACUAAUUUUCAUGUAUAUCCUAUAUAUAAUUUUUGUAAGGUAAUAUAAUUUUCAGUCCUGAUCAACAUGAGCUUACAGGAGCCAUAGUAUCUUAGAACAAUAGUCUCCCCAUAAAUUAUUUUAUGAUGGCCUUCUGUUGGUCAUCUGAUUAAUAAUCAAAUGCUGGUGCUGCAUAUUAUCUUUUCUUUGAUGUUUUA